This is a messenger RNA of Salvelinus sp. IW2-2015, 11912 nucleotides long. NCBI's taxonomy places the organism in Eukaryota, Metazoa, Chordata, Actinopteri, Salmoniformes, Salmonidae. The record is from RefSeq and is a predicted model, not a curated record.
GAAGAACUUUCUAGCCUUUCAAUAAGAAGAAGUCAAAUACACAACAUCUGAAACUCCAAACACCGAGAUGGCCCCAUUUGAACCACAGAGAGAGGAGGUCUCCACGUUGUCUCUUGUCUCUAAACCUAGGAGAAUAGCUUCUAGCCGUUCAAUAAGAAAGAAGUCAAAGACACCAACAUCAUCUGAACCUGUGACUUUGGCUGACACUCAACCAGCGGUAAAGGUGGACCAAGAGACCCAGCCAAUAGAGAGUGGAAAGGUGCUGCUGUUGGAGCCCUCUGUUAUUGAAAAGACAGAACCACGCCGUCAUAGAAGUCUGUUCAAACAUGGCAAAAAGAAGCGAAGAGCCUUGAUUGGACAGAGGCAGAAACAGAAACAAAGGCAGAGGCCAAGAGGGAGAAAGAGUGAUGAGAGUAAAUCACCUGAAAGUAAGGUACCUGAAGCUGUUGAAGAGGUAGACCUAAAGGAAGUUUCCUCCCCAGAGGCUGCUUCCACACCGGCAAGCUCUAAACUCCUUGGCAUCCUCAAGACCAAGUACAGAAGGAAAAAGGUCCCCAAUUCAAGCUUUCAGUUCCUUGGUACCAAAAGACCAAGAGCCAGGCCUAAAACUCUAUCUAAGCAGGUAGAAAUMGAUCUCGCCCAGCAAAUUUUGGAGGAGCAGGAUAUACAAGACACUGUGGAUGAUGAACCACAGUCUGAUGCUUUUGAUGACCAGCAUGGUAAAUCAAAGUACCUUAAAAACAUAAAGCACUUCAUCAUGCCWGURYUCAGUGRCCGGUCCUCACGGGUGAUCAAGACUCCACAGAGGUUUAUGGAUGAUGCUGGCAUGUCRGUUUUGCCUCGUAGAAACUCCCCGAAGAAAGGCCAACUAUUCGGCUUACACCCACGCACUGGAAGGAAACGAGAAGAUGGCACAGGUAGAGAGCUUACUCCRGAUCUGCCUAUCGACGAGGAAGAAUUUCUGAAUGAGGCUCAGUUAGAUGUUGAUUUGUUCUCAACUCAGGAACUCGAACAGGAAACCACUGACGUGAGUGACGGCUUAUCCUCCGGAAAGCAGUCUGGAAAGAGGAAGUCCCUUUUGAGGAAUCCCAGUUUCAAGUGGCAUGUGCCAGGAGAGUCUGGUGAGGAGGUAUAUACACUGGACAAAACUCUACAGAGCGAGUAUGAGACUUUACUUUUAUCCAAAGAAUUUCAAAUUGCUUCUGACCCAUCAACCGAUCCCCAGGAGGUUCAGAAAAAGAAAAGGUGCUACAAGUUCAACAAGCAAACAUCUCACCUAAAUAUGUACAAGCGACUGAAGAAGCUGCAACCAGGACUUCCCAAAAGGAGAAGAAAAAACGUGAUGACAGAUGGUGUUUGCAAUACUCUUCAGUCUUCUGUUCAUAUGCUAGCGGAAGGUCUGGAUGAUGAAGUCAAGAGCAUCUGUCUAAAGAAACGUCCCACAAUCACAGCUCCAAGCAAACCCAAAUCAAAGCAAGGCAAAUCCAAGCUCAAGAUUGAGGACCUUGAUAGCCCUGGGGUUGUGCGAAAAGUCUCUGUGUGUGUUCGGACUAUGAACUCAAAGUUCUUAACAUUUCAAUAUGGAGAACAUGAGGAGUUGACAGAGGAAGACAAAACAAAUGCUGAAAAUGUUAUUGCAGAAGCAGGAAAGCUUGAGCCACAGGAACUGCAUCUGAACAUGAUCGCUGAGGCUGACCGUGCUACUGCUGAGAAAGGAGCCACCCAGAGAGUUCGCUUCACAGGGGCCAAUAAGAGGAUGUUCAAUCUGCUCAAGAAAGCCAAGGUCCAGCUCAACAAGAUUGACCAGCAGAAACAACUCAAGUCCUCAGGGCUUCUAUCAGGGCCUGCUGGCUCCAGAGAUGCAGCAGGGAAGAGACAAAGGAGGAAAUCGAAAGAGCAGCUUGAGCCUGCUGCCUCAAACAUGACUGACCCUCCCCUGUCACAGGAGUUCCGCAGAGCGGGGGGUCCACGCAUCAAGCAUGUGUGCCGUGCAGCAGCUGUGGUGCUGGGCCAGCCUCGUGCGCUGGUGUCCGAUGACAUGAUCCCCAGACUCAGUGCUCUGCCUCUGCAUGAGAGAACUGGCAUAUCCCCCUCUGGCAAGAACCAAGGUGGUGAGUCUCUCUCUGGUCCAGACAGCCCUGGGCUGCUGGACCAAAAGGUUACCAAGGUCAGGAAGUCGGGAGCAGGUUUUGCUAAACAAAAGAGCCUUGCACCAGUUGGACUCCGCUCUCGGAGGUGUGGGAUCUGCAAGGGCUGCAACCAUGAGGAGGACUGUGGCGAGUGCAUGAACUGCCUGGACAAACCCAAGUUUGGAGGGCCCAAUACGAAGCGACAGUGCUGCAUAUAUAAAAGAUGCGAUCAGAUUGAAGACAGAAAAGCACGUCGUUUGAGUGGCAAGUUCCCUGGAGGUCCUGGGAAACGCCCGCGGCACUCCCUCAGCGUGGUUCAGUCUAGCAAUGAUGAAGUUGAUGGGAUGGAGGUGGGGGACAGCCAGAGCCCAUCUGUGAGGAAGCAGCCGCGGCGUUGUGUGAAGCCGCGCUCCUACUUUGACCUGCUGGACUAUGACUCCGACCUGGAGAUCACUGUGGGCUCCAACUCUGCCUCCCCCGGCCGGAGGAGAGGCCCCGGCCCACGCAGCCAAGACUUUGUCUCUCUGGAUGGAUUCCUGGGAGACCUAUCGGACGACGGUGUGAGACAUCGCAGGCUGCACCACCGAGUCCCUCCUGGUCGCCGUAAAACUGACAAGACUCCUCUGGAACAGACGCCACCUAGCGUUCUGGCCGCCCUCGCCAAUGGAUUUGACCAGAGGGAGAGGGAGCCCUCCGAGCCUACGCACAAGAUCGGCGUGGACUUCAAGGAGGACUGUGACCUCCAGAACGUGUGGAUGAUGGGAGGCCUGAGUAUCCUGACCUCUGUGCCSAUCAUGCCCCCCUGUGUCUGCCUGCUGUGUGCCAGUAAAGGACAACAAGAGCAAAUGCUGUACUGCCAGGUGUGCUGUGAGCCAUUCCACCGYUUUUGCCUUGAGCCAACGGAGCGGCCCUCUGAGGAGAACAAGGAGAACUGGUGCUGUCGCCGCUGCAAGUGCUGCCAUAUAUGUGGCAGAAAAAACAAGCACUCCAAGCCUCUGCUGGAGUGUGACAGAUGUCAGAACUGUUAUCACCCUUCAUGCCUGGGUCCUAACUACCCCAAACCCAACAGGAGGAGGAAGGCCUGGGUGUGUAUGACGUGCAUCAGAUGUAAAAGCUGUGGGGUUACACCAGGGAAGAGUUGGGACACCGAGUGGAACCACGAUAAAGGACUCUGUCCAGACUGCACCAAGCUCCACGACCAAGGCAACUACUGUCCGAUCUGCUUCAAGUGCUAUGAGGACAGUGACUACGACAGUCAGAUGAUGCAGUGUGCCACCUGUAACCACUGGGUCCAUGCCAAGUGUGAGGACCUGACAGGUGACCUGUAUGAGAUUCUGUCCAGCCUGCCAGAGAGUGUGGCGUAUUCCUGCCGGCCCUGCAGCCAGUCCCAGCCCAGCGCCUGGAGGGAGCUGCUCCACAUGGAGCUGAGGGCCGGGGUAGAGAAGGUGCUGGCCUGCCUGCUCACCUCCACUCUCACCCAGCACCUCAUCACCUGCUCACAGUGCGUGACCCAGGUUGACCCUGACAGUGGAGCGGAGGGCCAGCCAGUCUGUGACCUCCGUGCUGUGGGCAAGAAGUUUGACAAAGGCCUCUACACCACCCUGAAAUCAUUCCAUGAAGAUGUGGUGCAAGUGGUGCGGAGGCGUCUGGAUCAGGAGGAGUCUCUACCGGAGGAUGAAAGGCCCACAGCCUUGGCCCGCUCCUACUACUUGAAGCUUCUGGAGGAGGUCUUCAACUGGUUCAACAGUCAGGACCCCAAAGUGUGGGACCCCCGAUCCAAAGACCUGCCUAUUGGGAUGCUGUCCCAUGCGGUUCAGCCCCCCACCACUGAGCAUGUGUAUGCCCAGUGGCGUGAGAGGGAGGAGCUAAGGUCCAGGGCCCCUCUAGGGACCCUGCAGACGGAGAACGUUCCACGCCRGGAGGUGAAACAAGAAGAGGUGCCUCACCCCACCACCCCACUGAUCACAGAGCCAACCAGGGGUCUCCACUUUAGGAAAAACAGGGAUUUCAGGCUUAAUAAACUCAAAGGGAAAAGGGGAAGAGCCAGACUGCAAUCCAUGUCUGAGGGACGUCCAUUCAAGUCUGAGGGACGGCUGUCCAAGGCUGACCUAGACACAGGGUGGUCCAAGGACGACGGGAGGCAAUGCUCACUGUGCCAAAAGUAUGGAGAUGCUAAGUCCAAUGAGGCGGGCAGGCUGCUGUACCUGGGCCAGAACGAAUGGGCUCACAUCAACUGCUCCAUGUGGUCCGCCGAGGUGUUCGAGGAGGACAAUGGCUCUCUGAUGCACGUGCACAGUGCCGUCGCUAGGGGGCGCUUCAUGCGCUGUGAGCGCUGUAACCAUACAGGUGCCACAGUGGGCUGCUGUCUGACCUCCUGCCAGAGCAACUACCACUUCAUGUGUGCCCGCUCCCGCAACUGUGUAUUCCAGGACGACAAGAAGGUGUACUGCUACAAACACAGAGACCUCAUCAGUGGCAAGAUCAUCACCGGCCAAGGGUUUGAGGUGAAUCGGAGGAUGUAUGUGGACUUUGAUGGGAUCAGUCUUCGCAGGAAGUUCUUGACCGGACUGGAGCCAGAAAACAUAAAUUUGAUGAUUGGCUCUUUGCAGAUUGAAAAGCUAGGUAUGCUGACUGAGCUGUCUGCAAAGCAAGGAAAACUCUUCCCAGUGGGUUACCGGUGUUCUCGCUGGUACUGGAGCACGGUGAACCCACUGCGGCGAUGCAAAUACACGUGUACGAUCCGUGAGGUCCGACCGCCGGUCCCUGAGAAACCUGCUGAAGAGAUGCCUGACAAAGGAGAGAAUAACACUAUAGCACACAGCCCCUGCGCCCAGUCAGAAUCUGAUGCCCAAGAGGUUGACYUGGCACAUUCCCGACCCACUACUCCCAGCUUCUCAGCUCCACUCCCUAAACCUGACCAAGGGGCAAGGCCCAAAAUCAGGAGACCAGCUGGAGGACUGUUCCGGCCUCUGCCCUCCCCAGGAGCUACCAAGUCCAAACCCCACCACAUCCUGACCAUCAGUGACCUGGAGGAGACYCGCAGGCCUCGUCGCCACAGCCCCCACUCCCAAACCCGCAGGGACAUGUCCUCCCCACCCCUGGGCUCUCCAACUGGAUCUGGACUAAUCACCCUCCGCACUGGGGGCUCCAUGCAUCCCAAGGCCUCCGUACCCACCUCUCCGCUGUUUCCCCUCGGUGCUACUGAUAUCCUGCUGACCUCUCCCUCUGCCCGCCCUGUCGGAGGUCGAAGUGCUUCCUCUGCCCGAUGCCCCGGGAACAUGACUCGCUCUACCUCAGGACUCUUUCCCCAGCCACCGUGGGAAGACAGUGUGGGCAGCUUCCCUUCCCCUUGCCUGUCCCUCUCCCCAACCGUCCAGCACUCCCCUAGACCCAGGCUGUCUUUUGACCUGAACCAGUCAGACUCAGUGGAGGUACCACACAACUUCCUGGCCUCCCCAGAACCGGAGGAUAACCCUGCACCUAACAGCACCUCACCACUUAGYGGCUCUUUCACACAAUUCCACGAGGACUCUGACGUGGCCAUGGGCUCCGAGUUGAAGACUGAGCUUGAGAUUGAGGAGACGCUAGUGAAUGAGGGAGUGGCCAUGAACUGUGGCGCCCAGAUAGACGUGGAGGGCGACGACAACCAAGAGGAGUUCUGGGAGCCKGAGGUUCGCAAGASGAAGACSCGUACAGCCCUGACCCGCUCAGCUGCCAGGCAAGACUGGGGGAACACUUCRUCRGAUGAGGACAUGGAGCACUAUUUUGACUUCUCGCACACUGUGGUCAGUCGCACAGGCUCCAGGGACACAACCCAGGCUCCUGCCUCUCCCUCUUCAAGAUCUAUCCCCCAACUGGACGGCGUGGACGAUGGGGCGGAGAGUGAUGCCAGCGUGACAACCACGGACGGGGCUCAGAAACUGAAGAGCGCCAGUCAAGUUCAGAACCCAGCUCAAACGCAUGUUCUGCCUGAAGUAAAAAUUACAACAAAUGGUCUAAGUGCAGACUCUGGAAGCCCUGUCCCAGAUCAGUCACCCCUUAGCAACCCAUUCAAGUCUACAACCAGAGUUGUCCUCCCCGCUACAAAACCUCCCCCAGCGUAUAGACCCCAUGAUCCAUCCAAAGCCUUUAAUGCCACACAACUAGCUAGGACUGAAUUGGAUAGUGUGACCCUUGCGCCAACUGAGAUCUCACCAGAAGCUCGAAGACCAGCUGCAGUGGACCCAUAUACAACGUACAGCCCUGCUGAUGUGAAUACUACUCCCCUGCAGUUAUACGCCUUCCCAACUCCUCUAGAGCAAAAUAACUCAGUCCCCUCCUUAGACGCCCACGAACCAGUGCUGAUUGCACCCCUUCAAGGAACGCUGCUGGACUUUGUCCAUACUAAGGUGCCUGAUACGGUCUACCCAGAGGAUUUAUUUCAAGUUUCCAGUCUGGAUGUUGUCCCUGGGGCUCCACUUGUUCUUGAAAGGUGUGAUCCUCCCUCCCCCAGCACCUGUUUCACUGAGCUGGUCCCUGUCCAGGUUGAUGCUCCCAUGGAAACCCAUCAGCCUCAAGACCCAAAAGACCUCUUCUUGGAUUCUAACAGCGGCCACUUUGUAUCGCCCACAGAUGGAUCUGCCAUUUACAUGAACCACUUGACAGAGAGUUCACGAGAUCCAUCGUUGAGCAGUAGUCAGGGCACCCUGUUGGAGCUUCUUCAACCCUCUUCUCUUAUCUCCUCGGACUUCCCUUGCCCCAGCAUAGCCCCGAUGAACCCUUUACAAAUGAGUCCCUCUGUGCAGUUCUCUUUGCCUGGCUUUAACCCUUCAAGGCCACCUCUCACUAGCAUCUCACUACAACCCCUGACAUCCUCCCAAGGGUCAACAGUCUUGCAGCCCAUGGAGACCUUUUGUACCAAAUUAUCAGCACCUAUUCCAGACAGUGCCCUUCCACAUUUGUCCUCUCAAAUUGAUCCCAUUUUAUCUGCAACAUCAAGCGUCAGUCUCCCAUCGUAUGGAUCAGUCUCGCUGCCUAUAUUCUCCACACAAUCCCAGGCCAUGGUCUCCACAGCAAUUACCAUUGUAUCCUCCUCUCCCUCCAUAUGCUCUCUCUCCGAUGCUCUAUCCACCCAGUGUCACCCCAUGCUCUCUUCGCUUCAGCCCUCCUCUGCCCCUGUGAUGAUUAACGGAUACAGCUCCACGUCUCUGCAGAAGGAAGCUGCCAUGGGACACACCAUCUCCAUCAACUUCUCCACCCCCAGGCCGCCACUGGAGCCCCAACAGACGCUGUUACCUCAGGGACUACCUGGCCACGCUAUCCUUACUGUGAAGGAAGUGGGUGGUCCUAACGUGGACCCUACACCUCACGUUCUGCUAGUCAACCGCCUGGGCCAGAUCUUUGUGAAGAACCCAGAGAGCAACACCUUCCAGCUGCCCAGUCAGAGCUCUCCCUCCUAUAACUGUGUCACUCAGAUAGCCAGCCUCCUUCAGAGCAAUGCCCUGUCUGCCACCUUGGCAGCAGCUGGUACAAUGUCCACCCCAGUUACAAUGACUGCCAUGCCAACCCAUGUCCCUAGGAUGGCCACGCCUGUGGUUCAGAACCCAGCUACCAUCACUCAACUGCUCACUCAUAACAACAAUGGGACAGUGGCAGCAACUGCGGUCAAGAAACCCAGGAAGAACGCAAGCGUAUCUGCAGAUGGAGCUAUACCAGGGAUGAAGAAACCCAGAAAGAAGAAAGAACCUUCCACAACUUCUAGGAGAAAGAAGUCUGACAAAGCUGCAGACCUGUUUGAGUUUGCUGGUCAGGACGGGAGUUCCUCCAUGACCAAGACUGAGAGUGCCCAAGCCAUCAUCAACCAAGCCAUGGCCAGUAACUACACCCCCAACCGGACCGGUCCGCGCAUACUGAGUCCCUCCACAUUCCGUAACAACCCUUCCRUGAAAUCUGUGGUCCUGCCCCCAGGACUACUCAUCGAACCCGAGCCCGCAGCCACCACACUGUCUGUUUCAACACCCCGCCCUCCUCGUGCCCAUGUCCGUAUGAAGAGGGUGUCCUCCCUUUCUGAUCGCAUUGGUGCCAUAAAGAAGUCCAAGACAGACUUCCUAGAGCCAGAGCCCCCUAGUGCUAAGGAGGACCUGCCGGUACCCAAAGACAGCUUUGCUGCUGUCUCCAGCAGGGCCGGGGGUGUUCGCAUUAAAACCCCAACGGUGAAAGGUGUGUUGGACCUGGACAAGCUAAAGGAGGAGCACUUGAGUGACUCUGAAAGCACAAGGCCAGGGCCUUGGGACCGCCUGUCUAUACCUCGAUUUGGGGGGGACAUGGGCAAACAGAACUGGGACGCAGUGGGCCGCAGUGCCCUGACUGACUGGAACAAAUACUCAGGUGCUGUAUCGUGCUCAGAUGAUGAGCUGCUGCCAUCAGACGAGGACGAUGAGUGUCCCCCCAGCCYAGACCAGCCCCACCUUCGCUUCGAAAUCAAAAGCGAUGACGGCUUCAGUGUGGAGGCAGACAGCAUAGAGGUGGCCUGGAGGGCAGUGAUAGACUGUGUCCAGGAGGCGCGGGCYGGGGCCAGGCUUAGGCAGCUGUCCUUCUCUGGGAUGACAGGUGRCCGUAUGCUGGGCCUGCUCCACGACACGGUGGUCUUCCUGGUGGAGCAACUUCAGGGGGCCCGCCGCUGCCAUAGCCACGCCUUCCGCUUCUUUAAACAGAUCAGCCAAGAGGAGGACCUGCCUGUCAACCCCUCUGGAUGRGCCCGCUCUGAGGUCUACCUCAGGAAGUCCACCUUCGACAUGUUCAACUUCCUGGCUUCCCAGCACCGCCAGCUCCCUGACAUCAACCCCUACGAUGAGGAGGAGGAUGAAGUCCCACUCAAAUCCACAAGACGUGCCACUAGCUUGGAGCUCCCCAUGGCCAUGCGCUUCAGACAUCUGGAGAGGACAUCAAAGGAGGCUGUAGGCGUGUACAGGUCUGCUAUCCACGGCCGAGGUCUGUUCUGCAAGAGGAACAUCGAUGCUCAGGAGAUGGUCAUUGAGUAUGCCGGCAUCGUCAUUCGCUCAGUGCUGACAGACAAGCGGGAGAAGUACUACGAUGGCAAGGGUAUCGGCUGCUACAUGUUCCGUAUCGAUGACUUUGACGUGGUGGACGCCACCAUGCACGGCAAUGCGGCGCGCUUCAUAAACCACUCAUGCGAGCCCAACUGCUACUCGCGCGUCAUCAACGUGGAGGGCCAGAAGCACAUCGUCAUCUUCGCCCUGCGCAAGAUCUACCGGGGCGAGGAGCUCACCUACGACUACAAGUUCCCCAUCGAAGACCCAGCAAGCAAGCUCAACUGCAACUGCGGGGCCCGGAAAUGUAGACGCUUCCUCAACUAGGGGCAGGAGGAGGACUUGGUACUGCCACAGUCUCUGCAGAGGGAACAAGGCACAAGGAAAGGGGAUGAGAGCAGAGGCAACAGAUGAAGAGGUUAAAAGCCUUAAAUUAAGGUUUUACUGGGUUGGGAGGUGGGGGAGGAGAAAAUACAGGAAAGGAUGAGCCACUACGAAAAGACUGGGAGAGGAACCAGGGCCAGGAGAUGGGGGAGCAAGAGAGAAUAGGCCACACAGGGACAUGUAUCCAUAAGCCCACUUUGGCUCCUAACCGAUAUGCACCUGCCAGAGGUUGGACAAGUUCACCACAGGAGAGGGUGGAAGUAGCUACCGUUAUAGCGUGGGUUGUUUCUUGAGAACAGGAUACUGAACGCUGCAGACGUCUGUUGUGGUUAUGCUGGUUCUAUGUUGCAUGAAGGUAUUUUCCUUGACGCCAUAACGUCAAGCACUUUCUGUUGAAAUAAGGGUGGACCAGAAAAGCUAGACUUGGAGAGAUUCCUCAUCUUUUUUUGUUGGGGGGGCAGGGGGAGAUUUUUUAAUUUUGACACCCAUAAUCAUGUUGGUCCCUUAGCCAUAUCUCUAUCUUUACUUGAUUUAUGAAUCAUUGUUUUAUUUAUUUGAAAUUAUUUUUCACAGAGCUCAUCAUGCGUCAGGUUGUACAUAUUUGCUUUCCGUUGACUUCAGAGAACCAUGGUGCUAGAUAUGAUGGGCCAUAGGCUUUGUGGCUCCACGGUCAGAGACCCUGCAAAUAAUACCUAUUUUUCUAUCCAUUCUCCACUCCCCUCUCACACAGACCGGGGAUGGGACCUCCAUUAUGUUCAGUUAAACYGUUAGAUAACGGUUAGUGUCACCCUUAAAGAGUUUGCUGCAGCUAAAUCAUAUCUUUAAGAACUUUCCCUUCAAUGUUUUUGUAUGUAGCAAACACUACCCAAUCCAAGAMUGACGAGUUUAGCUGGAAACCUCAGUGCGUCUUUUUUUAUUUAAAAAUAUAUUUUAUUACUAUCAUGGCAAAUGCUGAUUACCUUUUGCAAUAAUAUUAGGCCUACUGCUUUGCUGCGCUCCAGUUGCACAUCUUUAGUGAACUAACAAAAUCCAGACUCCAUAUUUCUCAACAAAGUACAGACUUCUCUCUGACAUUCUCUGCAAUCCACAAAGGGUGGAACACUGUGUUAGACCACUAAGAGAUGUGUUAUAAACUCUAUAUAUACCCGACUGUGUGGACUGACAGCACCCCUGUGCACUGGAGAUCUCAAGCAUAGCGUUAGUACUGUACUCAGCACCUUAACGUUUGCUGUCGUACAACUUUAGAAAAGGCUGUCAGUCAGUUCAUUCAGACAUAUUAGAACAUGAAAUGUACACCCUGUUGUUCACAUCUUUACAAUAAGAGAUUGCUUGAGCUCUAGAAUAGUUGUAUUUAUUCAUGUUUCUGUUCAGAUUUUGGACUGGUGAAACUAGCUGUAUAAAUGGUGGUCUAGUGGGAAAUCUUCCUCCCCUCCUUUCCUCUUUUUGUUUACUUUGUUACUUCUUUCUCUUAUUUGAACCUGGAUGUUUGGGGACAGUUGUGUAUUACAUUUCAGCCUUUACACAAGACAUUGUCCUAAAGCAGGUAUUUUUUAUUUGUUUUUGAUUGUAUUUCUUUGUUCUGGUAGAAUUUUCAUGGAGAAAGUACAGCAGGCCUUAGUAUCGGCAGGCCAUAUAACAGGAGAAUAUCAAGCAUUUGAGUCCACGCUGUUCUUCCCAUCUGCGUGCUACAGAGAACCCUUCAAGAUAGAGAUAAUAAUCUAAAGGAAAUGAGCACUGUCCUUUUGAAAUGUAAUAACCAGUUAGGAAGAGCUUAAGCCCACCAGCCUGCGUGACCAAUCAGUGAGAUUGAGCCUGUAUUCCCAUGUGUCAAUCAUCUAACACCCUUAGUUUGACAAUAACAGGAUGCAUCUGUUUCAGGGAUACGGCUAUCCUUAACCUUGCUUCCUUUUCCGCUGAAAACCCCGCUCAGAGCAGGUUUCUCUAUACCCACMCCACUCCCCAACCUCUUGCCAGGAUUCUACCUCAGUUGUUCUGACAGAAAGAAUACUAAUGCAAAAAAGAGGAUGAUGACAAUAUAAUAAGAGUAACUUGGUUUUAAUGUCCUGCAGAGCUGGCCUGUGUGUUCGAUGAAGCAUGCAAAGCACUAGUUGGAAACCUGAAGUUACCAUGACGAUCUCUCCCAGAAAUGGUUCAGAAAGCUGUAUGUUCUAUAUGGUAGGGUUAUUUUAAAGUAUAACAAAGUGUUAAAGACAUGAAAAUAUGUGUGAACUUGUCUUUGUUACCUUGUACAAAUAAGCCCUGAGUUUGUAAAUAAUUGUAUACAUAUUUCUAAACCCGUUUAAUUUUUCUAUGCACUUUUUUUAUUUAUAAUGUUGUUUGCUUAAUAAAGAUGUUAAGAUGUUUGAACAAA